Cuscuta epithymum is the source of this 625-nucleotide messenger RNA. The record is from the annotation of a GenBank genome assembly. Lineage: Eukaryota; Viridiplantae; Streptophyta; Magnoliopsida; Solanales; Convolvulaceae.
CAAUGAUCAAACUGGUCAGCUCCUCCAUGGUUGGGUCCCUGGGAAACCUGUACGGCAGUAUCCAGAACCUCAACGACACCUACCUUCAACCCCACGUCGACAAAGACGCCCUCUUGAACCCCAAACCCCUAAUCCCCUCUUCCUCCUGCACAAACGUUCCGCUCCUCUUGGCGGACGACGACGAUGAGACGGUGUCAUUCUACCUGUGUAGUAACUGCUACAACAACUUCUCCGAGACCAAGAAAGCGACUUGUCCCAACUGUAGGCGUUAUGUGGACAGAAAGAUUAGUUAUGUCACUGCGGUCAAUCCCACGGCGGCGCAGUCUGCCUCAGCCGGUCGUGAUAUGAACGGCGCAGGCGGGUUCGUGAGGAGGCUUGCUACCUAGCUAUAUGGUAAUGGUCGAUUUGAAGGUGAUUCCGCAGUCUACCAUUUCGGCCAUCACCAUACUCAACGAGAAUGGUGUUAAGGACUUUGGUUCCCUUGAGGUCAAGAUCGUCCAUUUGGGUUUUCAAGAGGGACUGGAGGUGUUGAAGGCUUCCCUGCACACCAAAUCUAUACUCACAACUGUGUUUCUCGGCAAAAAGGCAACAGCUUGAUUGACUGCCUCUACUUGCAUUAUUCAAC